Messenger RNA from Brassicogethes aeneus, 981 nucleotides. The record is from the annotation of a GenBank genome assembly. Lineage: Eukaryota; Metazoa; Arthropoda; Insecta; Coleoptera; Nitidulidae.
AUAAUUUUUGGACAAUUAUAUGAAAAAUCUGUGUGACAAAUUACCAAAAAUGGAACCUGACUUACUAAAACAGGAAAGCAACUAUUACAAGGAAAAUGAAAAAUUGGAAAUGAAAACCAAAGAACUAAUGAUAAAAGUUAAUGAUGUUAUGAAAAUUCAAGAAAAUUUGAUGAAAGAAACGUUAAAAACCAAAAACGAAUUGGACUCUGUAAGAAAAUUCACAAUAAAAAAACCGCAAAAAUUAAAUGAAGCAAUUGAUAUUAAGGAUAAUUUGGACAUCCCCAAAUGCGUAGAUGACAUGGGGGUGAAAAACAUCUCCCACUUUUACAAGGCAAAACUAAAUGCGCUGCAAUGCGAAUUGCUGAGAAUUCAAAAAGAGUACAAUUUAAAAGCAGAGGAUGCCAAACAAUUAUUAAAAGAAAACAAGCAGUUAAAAGAGGAGAAAGAAAAGUGGUUUAAUUCUAAUACCAACGCUAAAAGUGCUGUAAAUAAAUUGGAGGCGCAAUUAUCUAAUGUCAAUUCCAAAUUUCAAGCAAAGGAGGGUGAAAAUAAGUCUCUGAAAAAGGAGAAUGAGAGUUUGAAAAAGGAAGUAAAAAGUUUACAUAGUACCAUAAGUAAUUUGGAGGUGAAAUAUAAUAGAGCUGUGGAGGAAACUGACAAAUUUAAAACGGAAUUAAAGCAAGCCAAAGAGAAUGAAAGGGAUAUAAAAGAUCAAUACAGGAAACAAGUUUUGGAUUUGGAAAAUUCUGCCAAAGAUAUAGAAAAAUACAAAUUAGAUUUGUUAAACGGUUUUAAAAAGCAAAUGCAACUAAUAGACAAUCUUAAAAAACAAAAGAUGCAUUUGGAAGCUUUAAAAGUUUCUGAAAUGUCACAGGAACAAUACCUGAAACUGCUAGACUGGAAACUAGAUUAAGUGCAUCUAUACCUACUUUAUUAGAGUUUGGGUGAUUUGUCAUUGAAAUAAAACAAUUGUAAAGAACA